CUGAGGGUGGGGGUCCCGCUUCCCCAAAGGCCUAGCCCUGGAUUCCAGCCACAGGUCCUACUGGGCAGCACCUGGCGCCGCCCCGCCCCUCCAGGCCUGGCACUCGCCCUUAAGAAACAUGGCGGCGAUGGCCUCACGCACCUCACGCCGCAGGCGCGUCACGCCACAGGCCAGCAAGGCUUCCUGUGUGCCACUCUCCUCCCCUCAGACUGGCUGCCAAAACAGGGAGCGGGAGAGCGCGUCGCGGGAGCGCAAGGAACUCCAUGGCCUCUGAAGCUUCCAAGCCCACUUCUCCGACAACCGACGCCUGGGCUUCCAGGAGCAGAGGUACCGGCGACCGUUGGGAGAGGCGCCCAGAAGCCUGGCGUUGGGAAUGGCUCGGGCCCCACCUUGGACAUACCAGUUCUCUCCAUCUUGAAUGACAUCAGCCAGGACUGGGCAUUUUGUCAGCUCGGUGUGGUAGGAACGGGAAGUGACCCUGCUGAAGCGAUGGAUCCAGGACCUGUACACAAGAGUUGUGCUGAGGAUUGGCAGUGCCCACCUCUAUGCCAUUGUGGUCGGGGUGGCCAGGAGCAGGUGGGGCGGGGGAUCCGCACUGUGGCUGUCACUGAGAGCCCAUUCCUCAUCAAUGGGAAACCUUUCUAUUUCCACGGAGUCAAGAAGCAUGAGGAUGUAGACGUGCACUGCGGCUCCUGGGUCCUCGUGGGGGCUGCUUCUGGUCACCUUCCACUUUUGCCUUCCCUGUGUCCUGCAGUUCAGGCCGAUGAGGCAAAUGAGCUUCCCUGUGGCAGCUCAGGAUGAUAAGGCAAAUGGCUCCAAACCACCCCACAGUGGAGCCGGUGGUUGGACUGGAGAGGGGGCUCAUGGUGUGGCUCUCCAGGGUCCUGGCUCUUGGAGAAAGUGCAACUUUGACAGGGACGGGUCACUGGGCUCUGCUGUCCCCUAUAUCCGAGGGAAGGACUUCAACUAUCUGCUGCUGGUGAAGGACUUCAACCUGCUUCGCUGCCUUGACACCAACGCCUUCCGCACACCCAGCCACUAUCCCUACGGGGAAGAGAUGUUGCAGAUGUGUGACUGGUAUGGGAUUGUGGUCAUUGAUGAGUGUCCUGCUGUGGGCCUGGUGCUGCUAUGAGUCCCCACUGCACAGCUGCUCUGCCUGGCCAGCCUGUGGGCCACACCAUGACCCCCUGUCCCUUCCCUCCUGGCCCCCUGGCAGCUCUUCAACAACGUGUCUAUGCAUCACUACACGUGGGUGAUGGAAGAACUGGUGCGCCCAGACCAGAAUCACCCCGCCAUGGUGAUGUGGUCUAGCCAAGGGAGCCUGUGUCCUACCUGGAAUCUGCCUGCUACUACAUGAAUGGGUGAAUGGGGUUGACACGCUAGAGCAUGAAGGGGCUACCUCCCCUUUGAGACCGAUAGCAGCAGCCUGUUCCAAGUGGGGCCCCUGCCCUCCCGCCUCUGCAUCACUGUUGCCAUCAACAACACGCUCGCCCCCCACCCUUCGACCGGCGACCAUCGUUACAUGACCUACAACUCCAAGUAUCCCAAGGGUUACUUUGUCCAGAACACAAACUUUGACUUCUUCAACUAUGCGGGACUGCCGCAGCCUUUGUUUCUGCACAUGACACCAACUACCUACAUCGAUGACAUCACCAUCACCACCGGUGUGGGGUGAGACAGAGGUGAG
Messenger RNA from Piliocolobus tephrosceles (Ugandan red Colobus), 1687 nucleotides. RefSeq lists its product as uncharacterized. NCBI's taxonomy places the organism in Eukaryota, Metazoa, Chordata, Mammalia, Primates, Cercopithecidae. The transcript has 6 exons. Gene Ontology annotation, molecular function: hydrolase activity, hydrolyzing O-glycosyl compounds. Gene Ontology annotation, biological process: carbohydrate metabolic process. The record is from RefSeq and is a predicted model, not a curated record. The annotation marks the transcript as partial.